AUGCAUCAUCCACAACUUCUCCAGGGAAUACUAUACAUCUACAUCACCGUGCAAAUGCAGCAAUCACACGCUUCGUCCCCGCAGUCACAUCCAAAGCACGGUUUCGAGACGGUCUUGAUGGGUUUCUUGAUGGAGGACCCGGAGGCAGAGGACGGAAGCGUCCAGUCGAUGGGCGAGGAGAAGGACGAGGCGGCCAUUUUGCAGUAG
Messenger RNA from Aspergillus pseudoviridinutans, 207 nucleotides. RefSeq lists its product as uncharacterized. The coding region runs from base 1 to 207 and encodes 68 amino acids. The transcript has a single exon. NCBI's taxonomy places the organism in Eukaryota, Fungi, Ascomycota, Eurotiomycetes, Eurotiales, Aspergillaceae. The record is from RefSeq and is a predicted model, not a curated record.